GACAGUCACAUGUGAUCAUUUUUUACUGGAAGUUAGUAGUGUGUGUGUAUUUCGUCAAUAAAUUUUAUUUUCUGGUAAACUUCUAAAAUAUCUAGUUUCUCGCGAAGAGAUUGUUAAUUAAAACAAUUUCCCAACUAGUAUAUAUCAUGGAUUUCCAUUCAAUUAUAAAUGCAGCGAAGCAAAAUGUCGCGGAUCCAAAUAGUCGGAAUAGCAAUUAUUAUAAAACAAAGUUUGAGGCACCAAAAAAGACGACUAAAGAGAAGAAAUUGUCGUCUGGAAUUAGAAAAUUCCUCGAAAGCCAAAAAGUCAAGGAAGAAGAGAAGAUUCGCGAAGCUCAUGAGAAGAAAAUGGAACUGAUGGCACGUAGAGAUCCCAAAGAGCAAAGAAAGAUUGAGAAGUCACUAAAAGUUAUUAAAUCCAGUAAGAAAUAUUAUACAGGCGAUAAGGAACUAGACGAAAAUACUGAAAUAACAUUAGAAAAGAGUAUAGGCGAUAAUGACGAUUAUGGAUUCGAGAAUAAAUCCAGUGAAGCAAUAUAUUUAAAGCUUAUGGAACAGUUCAACAAGAUGCCAACCGAAGAUAAGUUUGAAAAGUUCAUGAAUCCCAAGAAAGCAAAAAGCAGUGCUAAUAAUCAACCAGCUAAUGAUGAUGAAAAUGGAGAUGAAUAUCAUAUAAAAACUGGUCAUCGACAAAGAGUUUCUAAAAUUAAGAGUGAAGGCAUUAGUCAGCCCAAAGUUAAUAAGAAAUCCCAGCCGUCACAGCCAUCAACUAGUUCUAGUAGUUCACCGCAAAGUUCGUCAAAAAGAAUAGCCAGAUUCAGUAGUACAACUAAGCAUGAUAAUGCUAAGGUCAAUCAACCAGUAGAAAAGCCCAAACCAAAACUUCGUCCAGCGCCAAUUGUGAACUUUGAACAGCUAUUAAAACUUGCUGAACAGAAACAACAUGAGGAUAUAGUCAUUGAAAUGCCAUCUAAAAAGGAACCGGAAAGAUUAUUAACAAUGAAAGAGAAAAGAGAACUGGAAGAGCUUGAAGCUUCUCGAAAAGGAAAGCUUAAAGGAAAUGGAGCAAUUCAAAAAAUACCUAAAUUAGGUGCAAUACCAAGACUUAAUGAUUCAUCGAAACAGGAUCGAAAUAAUAAUAGUGAUAAAACGCCUCAAAAAUUGCCAUUAAAUGACAAGCGAAUUGAGAAAAGUGAUAGUAAAGUUCCUUUCCGUUCGGACGAAAAAUCUAGUAAGCAAAUUCCCUUAAAAUCUUCAACAAGUCCGCAGUCGUCGGGCUCAAAACUUCGUGAUGCCUUAGUUAAGAGAGAUGAAAGGACUUCAAACUCAUCGCCAAUAUCCUCAAAAGUUCAACAGAAGCAACAAGUGCCACAAUCAUCAAAGCCACAAGUAAAUGGAAAUGGUAUCAAAUCGAAAGAAUCUUCUUCAAAAGGAAUCAUGCCAAGUAGCUCAAAAAUGCCCCCUCCUAUGCCUAAAAGUGGCAUUUCUAGUACAAUGAAUGGUAAAUCUCGAUUGGCACCCUCGAAAGAGCCAAUUAGAGCAAUAAGAGAUUUUCCACCUAAGGACUUGAUGCGAUCACGCGAAUUUCCACCUAGAGACCUAAUCAGAACACGUGAAUUUCCUCCAAAAGACGUUAGGCGAUUAAAGAAGCCACCACGUGGCAUGAAGAUGAAAAUGAAAUUGCCAGUCAAACGUCGCAUAGAAGACGAAGACACGGAUUCAGAAUAUGACUCAGAAAUGGAUGAUUUUAUCGAUGAUGAUGACGCUGGCAAUGAUUAUUCAAGUGAAAUUCAAAAGAUUUUCGGAUAUGAUAAGUCGAGAUAUCGCGAUGAAGAUUUCGACGACCGAGAAAUGGAAUCUGAUUAUAGAACAGUCAUGCGAGAAGAAUUUAUUAGUAAAAAGUUGGGUCUACAAGAGGAUCUCGAGGAUAUGAAAAUGGAGGCUGAGGAGAAAAAAAGGAAAGAAAUGAUGAAGAAGAAAAGAAGAAAAAUGUAGAAUUAAAAAGUUUUUAAGCUUCAAAAAUUGAAUUUUUUAAGACAUUGGGACCAUUUUAUGUUAUGUAUGCUCUUUUUUACCAUUAUUUAAUGCUUGUUUUAAUUAUAUAUUUACGAUAACAGUGAUCAUUAUGAAUUAUUUUAAUAAUUUAAUUUAAUUUUUUUGAAAUAAAGUUUAACAUUAAUGAAAUAGAUUUUAAUACAGCAAUAACUUGCAUGUGUUUGACACACCUUUUAAUAUCUUCUGGAUUAUUUAAUUACUUGCAAUCAGUCGUUAUUUUCUGCAUCUGAUUCAUAAUCUCUUCUGUUAUUUCGUCAGCACCAGGAAUUUCCAACUGUACCCAAGAAUCCUUUGUACUUUGUAGCUUAUCGUCACAAAUUGGGCAAUUCUUUUUGCCUUCAUUCCAUUGUUCUAUACAUGGUGCACAGAAACUAUGAAGGCAUGACAGAAUGACAUCAGGCUUUCGUUCUAGACAAAUUAUACAUUCAUCAAGAUAGUCAUCAUCAGAUUCAUCGAAUGUGAACUUUGGGUCACUGUCGAGCUGAUUGAAUAUGCUGGAUGGAUAGAAAUUUGCCGGACUGGAACUAGCUGAUCGUUGUCGUUCUUCUAUAGCCUCAAUAGCUUCGAGAUUAGUGACCAUUGUAUUAAAAAUGUGAAGGAACUGUUUGAGAUUUAUCAUCUUUAUGUUUGAUAUUUUCCUAGAUUCUGGAUUGAUUGAAACGCACGCAAUUUUAAUCGUCGCUUUCCACAAAAAAUGGAACUGAUCAGAGCCUUUGUUUAUCGCAAAUACCAAUUGAUUGCCAUCCUUAUCAAUACAUUUUCUAGAUAAUUCAUUCAACUCAUCUAUGCUCUCCUUAAAAUUUUCAUAUGUUAAGUCGUUAAAGUCGGAAAAAAUCUUUGAAUGCUUUUUAAUUUGGAAUUGAAUUGUGUCAAUUGUAUCGGGAAUGAAGUCUUUACAUGCCGAUGUCUGAGAUUGCCCCAUUAUAUCCUUUAAAUUGCAAUUCCUUUACUAAAAAAAUAUUUUUUUUUCACUUCUAUCAAAUUACGUUGUUCUCUUUAUCAGCAC
Molecule: messenger RNA, 3060 nt
Organism: Chironomus riparius
Lineage: Eukaryota; Metazoa; Arthropoda; Insecta; Diptera; Chironomidae
Source: the annotation of a GenBank genome assembly